UAGCCUUCUCGCUACGACAAGGUCCCCAGUCUCCUCAGGCUCCUCGUCUCCGAUUAUACCAGCUUACGACGUGAACUCGUCUCUACAAGGAGAAACAAUGUCGCUCGCUGGUAUCUCUACCGAGUUCCUGAAGGUCUCUUCCCCGGACCCUCACGUUGCAUUGGUCGAGAUUCUACGGUGCUGGACGGACUUAGCCCAUGUCUUCGACAAGAUCUCUCACGAACCCACCGUACGCGUUGUCGUGCUCGCAUCCGCUCUCCCAAAGCUAUUCUCAGCGGGCAUUGACCUGAGCGCACUUGGCGGGCUCUCGCAUGACUUAUCCGACGAGCCGGCUAGACGUGCCCUGCAGCUGCGCGACCAAGUUCUCUCGUUCCAGAACUGCAUAUCCGCCAUUGAGCGGUGCCCCUACCCCGUGAUCGUCGCAGCUCAUGGGAUUGCGUACGGCCUCUCCAUCGACAUCAUGGCUGCCUGCGAUGUGCGGUACGCUGCCUCCAACUCCGUCUUCUCCAUCAAGGAAGUCGACGUCGGCCUCGCCGCCGACAUCGGCACGCUCGCACGCCUGCCCAAGAUCGCGGGCAACCACAGCCUCAUGCACGAGCUCGCAUAUACCGCGCGCGAAUUCUCCGCGGCCGAGGCGGAGAAGCUCGGCUUCGUCUCGCGCGUCGUGCAGGGCGGCCGUGACGAUGUCCUCGCGGCGGCGCUGCAGACUGCACGGCUGAUCUCGGAGAAGUCGCCUAUCGCGGUGCUGGGAUCGAAGCAUUUGCUGUUGCAUGCGAGGGACCACACUGUGCAAGAGAAUCUGGACUACACUGCUACGUGGAAUAGUGCCAUGCUCCAGACCGCCGACAUGCAGGACCUCCUAAAGUCCGUGAAAACGAAGGCGAGGCCACAGUUCGCUCCUCUGGGAAAGCUACCGUCCAAGCUGUAAUUACCUUCCAUUGCAUGUUUUGGUCUGUACGAUCAGCAGCCGCGUAUAUUUGUGCGUAUAGCACUUCUUCUCGCGAC
This is a messenger RNA of Rhodofomes roseus, 1005 nucleotides long. RefSeq names its product ClpP/crotonase-like domain-containing protein. NCBI's taxonomy places the organism in Eukaryota, Fungi, Basidiomycota, Agaricomycetes, Polyporales, Fomitopsidaceae. The record is from RefSeq and is a predicted model, not a curated record. The transcript is spliced from 6 exons. Gene Ontology annotation, molecular function: delta(3,5)-delta(2,4)-dienoyl-CoA isomerase activity. The coding region runs from base 98 to 928 and encodes 276 amino acids. Gene Ontology annotation, cellular component: mitochondrion.